This is a messenger RNA of Haliotis rubra (blacklip abalone), 1759 nucleotides long. Its product is annotated as mitochondrial inner membrane protease ATP23 homolog. Gene Ontology annotation, molecular function: metalloendopeptidase activity. Bases 79 to 942 code for a protein of 287 amino acids. The record is from RefSeq and is a predicted model, not a curated record. Gene Ontology annotation, biological process: mitochondrial protein processing; mitochondrial proton-transporting ATP synthase complex assembly. Gene Ontology annotation, cellular component: extrinsic component of mitochondrial inner membrane. NCBI's taxonomy places the organism in Eukaryota, Metazoa, Mollusca, Gastropoda, Lepetellida, Haliotidae. The transcript has 6 exons.
UUGUCCAUUUAGAAAAUUUGUUUUGCUUGGCAAGGGAAAAAAGUGAAAAACCCCGUGAAGAUGUAACUGGUUCCACUAAUGUUACACACUGCUAUGACAAACCGAAUAGACAGGUGCCCAGUCAGUACGAAGAACUCUUCUGAACCACGGGAAAGAAAGUUAUCCAAAAUGGCGUCGAAUUCACAUGGCCAAACAUCGACAGAGGACACAAGUAAGCCCAGCGAACACACAAAGUUCAAAGGAACAAAAGAUGAUGACUAUGGGUUUUAUUUCUACCCAGAGAGGGGCAUUCCAGAGGAGAAGCCGUCAUUUUGGAAAUCCAUGUGGCAAGGACGAACAACAGGCCAGAAACUAAAAUGCGAGACCAACGUUGCUUGGUGUAUUGAAAAUCACCCCCUGGUCAAGUUAAUGAUGAGAGCCCUGAAAAGCCAUGGAUGUGCAGUGGACUUGACGCGUCAUGUCUCCUGUGAAAAGUGCCGUGAGCGGGUCAAUGGGGGAUUUGAUCCAACCACAAACCAAGUUGUGGUGUGUCAGAACAAUGCUACUAAGAGAAGCAUCUGCUGUAAUGUCUUGGCUCACGAGUUCAUCCACGCAUUUGAUGCAUGCAGAGCAAAAGUUAACUUCGAAAAUCUUCGCCAUCUUGCCUGCUCUGAGAUUCGUGCCGCCAACAUCAUGCACUGUUCCUUCAUGGCAGCUGUGUCAUCUGGAGAUGCUUCCCCAAUCAACAUCAAGCAGAGGCAUCAGGAGUGCGUCAAGUCUAAAGCCAUCAUGUCCGUGUUGAUGGUGAGGAACGUGACUCAUGAGGAGGCCAGCCAGGUGGUGGACAGUGUGUUUGACAAGUGUUACAAAGACUUGGAACCAGUUGGAAGGCAGCCGAGGAAAGGAUCACGGGAUCCAGACCGUGCACUGAUAGAAGGUGCUUAUUAUGGCUACACUGGAUAGCAGGAAUCAGGAUUUUAUGUGUGCUUCAGUUGACCUAGUGGACGAUGUAUGCGUGUACCCCAUGUUUGUAAUGGCUGAUCUGACCAGUGACUGUUCUGGUUCCUCUGCUCACAUGCUGACCUGUCAUCGGUUCCCAAUUGCGCAGAUCGAUGCUCAUGCUGUUGAUCACUGGAUUGUCUGGUCCAGACUCGAUUAUUUACAGACCGCCGCUAUAUAUAGCUGGAAUAUUGCUGAGUGCAGCGUCAAACUAAACUCACUCACUCACAUGCUGACCAUUAGUUCUGAGUUUAUGGAACAUUAAAUCUGUAUUAGCAUUUGCCAGUUUUUCCAUGGUUACAACUAGGGAUCUGGUGGUCCAAAUGAGUACCAAGUGAGGCAUGUUAAUGGAACUUGGAUGGACGCGACUGAUGUAGAAGCCCAGAUGUUGGACCAGAUAUGUAGAGUGCUGAUUGUCACAAAUGCAGAUUCAAUGUCACUUUGCAUUUUGCGAUAAAGAUGUGAUAUUGCUCACUUAGCAUAAAACAUUAUUCACUCACCAGUACACAGUGGCUGCAGCUGGAAUAAAAAGUAACAAAUAAAUAAAUAAAUAAAUAAUAUAUGAAAAUGUAUUUUGUGAAAUGCUUUGUGACUUUGAAUGUGAUAUUUAUAAAAGCUACACAAAGUAGCUUCCAUUUUCUUUCAGCUGAACAAGAGUGUAACAUUCUGUAGCAUACGCUUUGAACUCCACAUUGAUGUUCUGUGCCCAAAGUAAAAUGUAUCACGCAUUAUACAUUAAGAUUAUUUAUUUAUGAAAUAAACAGACAAAUUACAAAAUCAA